Messenger RNA from Kwoniella shivajii, 972 nucleotides. RefSeq lists its product as uncharacterized. Lineage: Eukaryota; Fungi; Basidiomycota; Tremellomycetes; Tremellales; Cryptococcaceae. The transcript is spliced from 3 exons. Bases 1 to 972 code for a protein of 323 amino acids. The record is from RefSeq and is a predicted model, not a curated record.
AUGACAGAACUAUCAUCGUCAUCAGACGCUGAAUCCUCUCGGGCGUCAUGCUCAAGCAGACCGCACACUCCUGAUGCUGAAGAUGUUUCCACAUACGAAGGUUUAAUGUUCUCGCUCUUCCCGCCUUCAUCUUUACCUCCAUCUGCGGUCAGCGAGUCACCGCAAGCCGACUGUGCACGCAACGGCGCCAUCGACUUGGAUGACAUCGAGAACGACGGCGACAUCAUGGAAAACGGUUUGAAACGAGCCAUGACCAAAGCAGAGAAACAAAAUGCUAAGAAGAGGAGACGGAAGGAGAGAGAAAGAAUAGCCCGAGAAGCUGCUGAAAUAAACGACCGCAACUCGGAGUUGCCGAUAGGAACAGAGGUGAAGGAUUCGACUGUACCUUUUCGACUGUUUUCUGCUUGUCCGAUACGACCUAUAAUGCUAAUCCCUCAAAGUGAUGGAUAUACUUGUCCUAUAAACCCAAGACAUCUUCCCUUGAAAUCCGAAAUUUUGAGCCACAUACGACGCAUCGCGAGCCAAUCUGGCACCGACAUGGGUCGUCUCUCCGACUCUUCUAAUUCAUGUCUACCUUCAACGAGCCUCGUGCCGAGAAAGCUGCAGAAAGAACGUACACGAAAUCUAGCAUCAGAGAUACCGACAAUUUUCGUUGCGACCACGCUCCGAUUCACCAAGACUGCUCAGUAUUUUACCGCGAUUACUGAGAACAAGCAGAAAUCAAAGCAAGUUGGUGUACCUACUAUAAGUCUGGCACGGUGCAUCGAUACGGACUAUGGCAAGCUCCAGGCGAAGAGCAAGACGCGUCGUGGUAAAAAGCGCCAAAGUCACACCAUUCCUUCUCGCUUUUGGGCUCCUCCACCUGGUUUGGGCGGGAAAGCAAGAGGGUAUGCUUGGGGUUAUAGGGAUAGUAUGGAAGGUAGGAGGGAAGAAGGUGCAUGGAAUGGAUAUGUAAGAAGCAAAGAUCGAUAG